AUGGACCCACUCAGCAUCACAGCUAGCGCUAUUGGCAUCACAGCAUUCGCUACAAGUAGCAUUGUGCAGCUGCGCAAUAUUAUCGACGGCCUCUCCGAAGCUCAAGAUGUAGUGGCAGACGUUGCCUCUAGCCUGGCCAACAUAGAGCGUCCGCUAGCUGCGCUCGAACGGCUCAGCAUCUCGGACGAGUCUACCUCAGUCGCCGCCAAGGAGGACCUUAGAAAGGCUGGUGUCGCUGAGGCGGUCAACGAAUGCGGCAAUAUCUGCAAUAAGUUUAGUAAGAACCUGUCCAAGUGGACCAAACAUUCUAGCAGCACGAAGCUCUCUCUUAGGGAUCGACUCUCGGUUGGUGUGUGGAACAGAGAAAAGAUUCGUACCCUCAACACGCAGCUGCAAUCCAUGGUCCAACUACGGUCCGAGAAGACGUCUGAGACUGAUCGCGAGAACGUGAAGAGGCAGCUGCAGACUCUUGAGACCAAGAUCCAGGAACAUCUCGAUCUCACCAAGCGGCAGCAAGACCAAGCUCUGGAGAGGAAAAGGGCGCUAGAAGAGGAGCCGGAAGACGAGGAAGACGGCGGUGCUCAGCGAAUGCUGGCCAUCAAGGAAGUCGAACAGCAAUCACGCCUACUCGAAGCCGACCAAGUGUCUUGCGGAGUGGUCUUCUCGCAGGUACGGUCCAAACGGAGCGGUCAAGAGAUCAGCAACAUCAUCACUUUAGACAAUUCUAAGGCGCUGGUGGGGCUGCUGGAGAGCGUUAUAGGGAAGAUUAACUAG
Molecule: messenger RNA, 774 nt
Organism: Bipolaris oryzae ATCC 44560
Lineage: Eukaryota; Fungi; Ascomycota; Dothideomycetes; Pleosporales; Pleosporaceae
Exons: 2
Coding region: 1-774 (257 amino acids)
Source: RefSeq, a predicted model, not a curated record